Messenger RNA from Loxodonta africana (African savanna elephant), 1015 nucleotides. It is a transcript of the gene TIMM17B, whose product is annotated as translocase of inner mitochondrial membrane 17B. NCBI's taxonomy places the organism in Eukaryota, Metazoa, Chordata, Mammalia, Proboscidea, Elephantidae. Gene Ontology annotation, molecular function: transmembrane protein transporter activity. The coding region runs from base 234 to 848 and encodes 204 amino acids. Gene Ontology annotation, cellular component: mitochondrial inner membrane; TIM23 mitochondrial import inner membrane translocase complex. The record is from RefSeq and is a predicted model, not a curated record. Gene Ontology annotation, biological process: protein import into mitochondrial matrix. The transcript has 5 exons.
GACGGAGGCCUUUUCUCCCCGAGCCUUUAAGUAACUGGGAGACGCUCGGAGGCUGCGGAGGACAGAUGACGCAACCGAGGUGGCCAAUGAGAGUGUGCCUUUGGACUUACGUGUGGUGAAGCGACUCAACUCUUGUCUUGGAAUAGGUGGAAAGCUCGCGCGCCUGUGUGCGUUUGCACUGGGGGCGUGGCUCGGCCGGAUCUGGCCUGACUGCGCGGCCGAACGCCGGCGCCAUGGAGGAGUACGCUCGGGAGCCUUGCCCAUGGCGCAUUGUGGAUGAUUGCGGUGGAGCCUUCACCAUGGGUGUCAUCGGUGGUGGAGUCUUCCAGGCCAUCAAAGGCUUCCGCAAUGCCCCUGUUGGAAUUCAGCACCGGUUGAGAGGUAGCAUCAGCGCUGUGAGGAUUCGAGCCCCCCAGAUUGGAGGUAGCUUUGCAGUGUGGGGUGGCCUGUUCUCCACAAUUGACUGUGGCUUGGUGCGGAUGCGGGGCAAGGAGGACCCCUGGAAUUCUAUCACCAGUGGAGCACUGACUGGUGCUGUGCUGGCAGCCCGCAGUGAGUACCCCUGGCCCCUGGCCCCAGCCCCUUCUUCCCUGUUCUGCCUGCCCCCAUCGCAGUCUUUCUGCUCCCUCCACUCCUCCAGGUGGCCCACUGGCCAUGGUGGGCUCGGCGAUGAUGGGGGGUAUCCUGUUGGCACUCAUCGAGGGUGUCGGCAUCCUCCUCACUCGCUACACUGCCCAGCAGUUCCGAAAUGCACCCCCAUUCCUGGAGGACCCCAGCCAGCUGCCCCCCAAGGAGGGUGCCCCGGCCCCAGGCUAUCCCAGCUAUCAGCAGUAUCACUGAGGAAGUGACCGCCUAACACCGCUGCCACCGUGGGAGCCCCUCCUCGGUUCCCUCCCCCAUGACCUACCUCGAAGGGAGGGCUGGCUCCCAGUUGGCCCCAGGGCCCUCUCUGCUCCUUUGUCCCAGGGUGGGUAUGGGGCACCCCAGCUGCCCUGAUGGAUGGGUCCCCUUUUUC